CACAAACGUUGCGGACAGGAGGACGACUGCUGUCUCACAGGUGUCUUGCAGCUAUAAAAUUUCUUCCUGCGAUUCUAAAACUGAAUUUAAUUUGAGGAAACGUCGAGUUGUACGGAGCAACGGUUGGUUCUCGCAUCACUUUGGACUUGGCAGUGUUAUGACCCAUGUGAACACUGUCAAUGGAAAUACAGGCACACGCUGAAAUGUCACAGGGAGACACCCAGGAGCAGAGGAGCAAGGAGAUGGUGGACAACAUCACGGAGGAGCAAUUUCUCAAAGACCUUUACCUUUUCAUGAGGAAGAGAGACACACCAAUAGAGCGCAUCCCACAUCUGGGCUUUAAACAAAUUGACCUCUUUGUGAUGUUCAAGACAGUGCGUGAUUUGGGUGGAUACCAUCAGGUUACUGCUCAGCAACUUUGGAAACAGGUUUACAACAGGCUUGGAGGAAAUCCUCGAAGCACCAGCGCUGCUACGUGUACUCGCAGACAUUAUGAAAAGUUGCUCCUGCCCUACGAAUGUCACAAGAAAGGCAUAAUGAUGAAGAUCUUGCCUCAGCACCAGCCAAAGUUUUUUCACGAAGCUGGUUCCAGCCAAGACAGCAACAGCAGUCCAAAAGGAGUCAAACGUAAACUGCUGACUGGACAGCUACACCCGAACACUCCUCAACUCCAGACAGAUCCACAUGGAAAAGUUUUCCCCGUCGGACUUCACUACCCUCCGUACUUUCAUCCAGGCCCCAUACCGUUGUCCCAGUACACCCCACAUUCUUCUUCUGUUUUGGUUUCACAAAGGCCUCCCUCUCCUGAACCCCCAUUUGUUUCCCUUCCACAUCAUCUAAUCCCAACAGACAGGAUGAAGGAGCCACUGGAGCACUUGCGCCACCUGGCAGAACAGUACAAGAACUCCUCUGGACUGGCGGAGCCACUAAAUCUCAGUGUUAAAGCACCGCGUUAUGAGAUCAACGUGAACCCUACCUCCUCCUUCGCCCCACCUGUAUCUAGCAAGAACCCUAAAUUCUUAAAUAAACCCUCCCCUCUGUACACUGCUCUACAUCCACAGGUGUUGAGAAACGAAAACGAAAGCGAAACACAUGAAGCUGAAGCCGACAUCACGGCAAAUCCUAUUCUGGUUAAAGAAGGCGGGGCAUAUGUCAUCAAUGUCAAAGCCGUAACAGCCACCAGCAGCCCCACACCUGACUGUCCAGCCACAGUUAGUGUAAAUGCAGUCACCACAGCAGAGGCACAAAAACCAAGGUCCCCAAAUCCAGAAUUCUCAAUGCAGGCGAAAGAAGAGGGGGGCACCAUGGAGGCCGCAGGACUCAAUCUCAGUCAUUUCCUUCCAGGCCUACCUCAAAACAACAAAGGCAAGAUGGAAAUUGAAAUUCCACUUUCAAUGCUUCAAAUGUGGCUCAAGCUCUGUGGGCCGUCAGCAGUGAUGAAUGCAGCCAACCAGCCUCCUUGUGGUCUCACACCUGAAAGGCUGAUCACACAGAGAGCCAGCUCGGACCCAGACGUCCUUCCUACCAACCUGUCACGCAGAAUUGGGCUGCAACACUGGGGUCUGUCAGCUCCUGAGGAUCUAAGGCUAAGGCACAAAGUUGAAGCUAUCUCUACACCAACAACCCACACAGCAGCCCACAACAGUACGAGUCAAAUUCAUUUCAACAGCUACAAGGCUUUGUCUUCAAGCAGUGUCCUGAAAAACAAUGUCAACCAGGAGCUCUUUCUAUUAGACCGGCAGGAUAAUGUUGUGUCAUGUAAUUCAAAGACAACAAAUUGCUGGAAUGGCUACGACAAAGACAAUCAAGCCUCCCACAGCCAGGUCAAAUCUGACUUCACCGCUCCUAGAGGUCAGCAAGACUUUCCGGUCUUCAUUGAAAACACACACAGAGAUAGGUUAGAGUCAAACCAUUCAGGAAUGGUCAGAGAUCCUAGUUCUGCGUUGUUGCACCUGACACCUGAAGAAGUCAUGAAGCUAAAAAAGAUCAUCUCAAAGUCAUUGUGAAGACCAUCUGAGAUUUGAGAAGACAGUUUGAGUCAAACUCUCUAUGUUGGUAUUUGGGUCAUUAAAAUGAUUAAUAACAACUUUAUGUUCACAACAUUAAGUAUGCACUAUUGGUC
This is a messenger RNA of Cynoglossus semilaevis (tongue sole), 2122 nucleotides long. RefSeq names its product AT-rich interaction domain 6 (gene arid6). The record is from RefSeq and is a predicted model, not a curated record. The transcript is spliced from 6 exons. Gene Ontology annotation, molecular function: transcription cis-regulatory region binding. Gene Ontology annotation, cellular component: nucleus. Gene Ontology annotation, biological process: regulation of transcription by RNA polymerase II. Lineage: Eukaryota; Metazoa; Chordata; Actinopteri; Pleuronectiformes; Cynoglossidae. The coding region runs from base 180 to 2006 and encodes 608 amino acids.